GUCAUCGACGACAGCGCUGUCGUCGGGUUCGGCUGGAACAUCUGAUUCCCCAAGGCGCACUGACAGAGUGCACCUCGAGCCAAUACACUCCCACCAACGUCACUUGAUCGACUUAGGACUCACACUUCUACUUGCACAAUGCUGUCCGCCUUCUCCAACGCUGCUCUGAGCGCUACCCGCUCUAGAGCUCCCAUGACUGUUCGCUCCAUCAGCAGCUCUGCCAUCGCCAGCAAAGACUUUGUGCAGGAGAUCUACAUCAAGGAGCUCAAGGCUUACAAGGCACCUGCCAAGUCUGCCGAUGCCCACAAGGGUCAAGUGCGAGACUUUCACGCUCCCAAAGCGCCACAAGCUCCCAGCGUCAGCACCUCUGACAUUUCCUCCGAGUUGGACGCCUACUCCAAAUCCGAGCCCGACGUGGCCGAAGCUUCUGCUUCUUCCUCCUCCUCUGGCAGCUUGCUCGAGAGCCACGAGGACGUGAAUGCGUGGCUCGAGGAGGCCAAGAAGCCCGUCGUCAAGGAACACCACUAGAGAGAGUCGAGCGCUACUACAGUGAAUCGCAACCGCCCUCGCUUCAUCGGACUCGGUACCGAGCAGUAAUGUCAUAGGAUCUGGCUUUUAGAGCGGCGCAUUUGUCUGCAUAGCAUCUGGGGAGCGUUCGCGUUACGCCCAAUCAGUCUGUGAAAGUGGAGUUGCGAUACAACGCAGCACCUCGCAAGACCAAUGCCGCCAUGCGAUGAGUUCCAGGGUGAUAAAAGUGCGAUCUCGAUGUCAGAAAGAAGUGCAUUCUCGAUCUCUCAGCAAUGGUUAGGGUUGUGGCAAAGAGAACAGGUGACGGCCGAUACUGAUAUAGCAAGUGUAGAGAGACGAGAGGAAAGGGG
Messenger RNA from Ceraceosorus guamensis, 878 nucleotides. RefSeq lists its product as hypothetical. The record is from RefSeq and is a predicted model, not a curated record. Lineage: Eukaryota; Fungi; Basidiomycota; Exobasidiomycetes; Ceraceosorales; Ceraceosoraceae. Gene Ontology annotation, biological process: proton motive force-driven ATP synthesis. The transcript has 4 exons. The coding region runs from base 139 to 528 and encodes 129 amino acids.